Molecule: messenger RNA, 4362 nt
Organism: Cadophora gregata
Lineage: Eukaryota; Fungi; Ascomycota; Leotiomycetes; Helotiales; Ploettnerulaceae
Exons: 3
Coding region: 1-4362 (1453 amino acids)
Biological process (GO): transmembrane transport
Cellular component (GO): membrane
Molecular function (GO): ATP binding; ATP hydrolysis activity; ABC-type transporter activity
Source: RefSeq, a predicted model, not a curated record
AUGGCGAUCACCCCAUACAAAAGUCCCUUGAGACUCAACGGUAACCAAGACACCUUUAUUCAAAUGCGCGCACAGAUAGAAAAUCCCCAUGGAUCUACAGCGGAUUUGCAACGAGCCCCUUCCACAGAUGAGACUACCGACAAAGCCUCGUGGCGGUCUCUCUUCUUCUUCACAACUCGGAAGCACAGCUUGGUAAUCGUUAUUGCUGUAUUCUCGUCUCUUCUCUCUGCGCUUCUCAAACCAGCAUUGGCAAUCUUCUUUGGCAAGAUCUUCUCCAAUUUCACGAAGUUCGGGCUGGGGGUUAUGAGUGGCCCUGAGGCCCUGAUUGCGAUAUCAAGAUGGUGCAUUGCGCUUGUCUCCUUGGGUGGAGCAGCGUGGUUGAUUGAAGGGGUGUUCCUAUCUUCAUGGAUGGUGUUUGGAGAGCUUCAGGCGAAGAGUGUGCGCGAGCAAAUGUUUGUUGGUUUGCUGGAUAAAGAGAUGGAGUGGUAUGACUUACGGCAAGAUGGUAGCGGGUCUUUGUUGAUCAGACUACAAACUCAGAUCCAAGAGUUCCAGAUGGGCGUCUCUCAACCAAUGGGCUUCUUGGUUUACGAAGUAUUCGGAUCCCUUGCGGCACUCGGACUUGCAUUCUUUUACUCAUGGAAAUUGACUCUCGUUAUUCUCGCAGCUUUUCCUGUUGCCGGUAUAAUGUUCUUCCUUGUCUCACUGAAACUCAGCCCCGCCAUCGAAGCACAAAAGCGAGAUCUCACAAUUGCUUCUAAAUACGCAAACACGGCUAUAACAGCUAUUAAUACUGUCAAAGCAUACAAUGGACAAGAUCAGGAGGUCUGGCAAUACUAUGACACAAUCAAGAAAGUUGCUGCUAGCUACCUGAUUCAAGCCAGGUGCAAUGCAUUGCAAUUUGGAAUCACAAAAUUCCUCACGAUUGGAAUAUUUAUUCAGGGAUUUUGGUUUGGACUUGUGCUGGUCAAGGAGGGAUUAGAUCCAGGCUCUAUUCUCACAACGUUCUACGCAUGUUUGGCUGCAAUGCAGGGUCUGGAGACAGUUCUGCCCCAAUGGUUGGUGUUGAAGAAGGGCAUGUCAGCUGGACAAGCCCUGAAGGCAAUCAUGAUACAUGUUAAGCACGGCCGUGUCGUUAAAAACAGUGUUGGACUCUUACUGCCAGACAAUUGUGAAGGGGAUAUUGAAGUCAAGGGGGUUUCAUUCGCCUAUCCUUCAAAUAGUCAGCAAUAUGUAUUAAAUGAUGCGGACUUCUUUUUUCCAGCUGGUGAAACCACAUUUAUUGUCGGCACCAGCGGCUCUGGGAAAAGUACAUUGAGCAACUUGCUCAUGAAAUACUACGAACCAACCCAUGGAGAGAUAUUGAUCGACGGCAACCCGAUUCGCACGCUCGAUUCAGCCUGGCUUCGACAGAACAUUACUUUGGUUCAGCAGCAGAGUGUUCUCUUCAAUGAGACAGUUCUACAGAAUAUCGAGUUUGGCAAAAAUGAGCCAGUGUCGCGCCAGGACAUCCUUCAAGCAACCAGGACUGCUGACCUUGAACAAACUCUCCUCGACCUUCCCGAUGGCCUUCAUACUCCAGUCGGAUCGAAUGGAAAGUCUCUUAGUGGUGGCCAGCAACAAAGAAUUGUACUGGCACGAGCAAGGUUACGAGACGCUCCGAUCGUCAUCUUCGACGAGUCCACUAGCGCUCUGGACCAGUCAAGUAGAGAGAAAGUUGCGAAAACAAUACGUGAAUGGCGCAGAGGGAAGACUACGAUAGUCAUCACACACGACAUCUCGCAGAUUCUGGAUGACGAAUACGUCUACGUCCUCGAGCACGGCUUGGUUGUGCAAGAAGGCUACCGUAAAACGCUUGCCGACAAGAAGCAUGGAACCUUUGCUUCCUUUCUGUCGGAAGUCCAGACGCCAGAGCUCGACACGACUAUGGCUAAAACCCGGUGGAACUCCAAACCAGACGCGCCAACCUGCCCGACAUCACCAGUAGGAGACUUCGAUGAGACAGUACCUCGUCAAGAAGGAUAUAUUUCUAAGCUUCUCGGCAUACAGCAACCAAGUCCCAAUGUAUUCAGUUUAGCUCCUGGUACUCCUGCAGUAAUUCUAGGGGGCGGAGCAGCACAUGCGAAUGUCUUGCUGGCAGACAAUAUUUGGGCCACGCCUUUAAGAGCCAAUAAAGGGAGUUUUGAAACAUUUUACUCCAGUGAGCCGAGAAGGUCUGACUUCGAAUUAAUGAAACCAUCAAUCCUCCAGCAAGAAACGGUGAAGCAACAGCCACCACUAUCUAUUAAUGGCUCCCAAAGUCUACAUCCAUCCCUAACUUCUGCUGUGGGUACAAAAAAGCAUCAUGUACGACCACCUGUAAUUGAUGCGGCAGUACCAGUCGGCCUGGUUGAGUCUAGUCCGGUGGAAAUGACGAUCCUACAAGUACAAGAGUCAAAAACAAGUUGGAGCAGUCUAGCGAAGAGGAAGCCAGCCACAUUGAGGAGAAUCUUUGGCACUAUUUGGCCAACUUUGAAAUGCCGAGAGCGGUGUGUCUUCAUCUUUGGCUUUGCAACUGCAUUGAUUGUUGCAGGUGGAACACCUGCUUUUGCCUACGUGCUUUCGAAGCUCCUUCAGGUAUACUAUCUCAGAGAAAACAGAGAGGAAGAAGCUUUGAGGUGGGCUCUGGCACUGCUUGCUAUCGCCACGGUAGAGGCGCUUGCGACAUUCUGCUCACACUAUUCACUUGAAUACAGCGGACAAGCAUGGGUUAAUGCUUUACGGGUCGAAGCUCUGAAGCGUAUCAUGGCCCAGCCAAGGUCCUGGUUCGACAAAGAGCGGAACUCCCCAAGUAAAUUUAACGAGUGUCUUGACAGGAAUGCUGAGGAGAUGCGCAACCUCAUCGGCCGAUUUGCUGGACCAAUAUUUACGACUUUCUGGAUGCUGGCCGCUUCCAUUAUUUGGGCUUUUAUCAUCAGCUGGAAGCUUACACUGGUCGCCAUGGCAUGUGGUCCCGUCUUGUAUGCCGCGACCAGAGCUUUCAACUGGGUCAGUAGCAAGUGGGAGAAUAAGAGCAACCGUGCUUCUGACUAUACAAGUAGUAUCUUCACAGAGACAUUUGCCAACAUUCGAGUCGUUCGGGCUCUGACACUUGAGAACCACUUUAGAAGGAAGCACAGCAAAGCCACAAGCGAGACAUACAAGACUGGGGUCUUCCGAGCGCUAUAUUCCGGUACUUUAUAUGGUCUGGCAGAUACUCUCAGCUAUAUGGUAACAGCAGUGGUUUUCUACUACGGAACCAUAGUCGUAACAAAACGAGAACUCCCUGUUUCAUCGGUCAUGGAAGUCGUCAAUCUCCUCCUCUUUGGUAUCGCCAACGCAGCCUCUAUGAUGAAUCUAGUACCGCAAAUCAACACGUCCCGCACAACAGCAACACACAUGCUCUACCUAGCUAACCUUCCCUUGCGCGGCUCUCACGAGACUGCAGGAUCAAGACGUGUCGCCAAUCCAUUCCCAAUUGUGCUCAACAACCUAUCCUUUACCUACCCUGGAAGACGGAAAACUCUCUCGGGAAUCUCUUUGACUCUCGCAGCUGGGUCUUGCACAGCACUUGUCGGUCCUUCCGGGUCAGGGAAAAGCACCAUCGCCUCCCUCCUCCUAGGACUCUACUCGCCAGAUACUCCUCGCCGGCCAGACCACCCUCCUCCUCUCACAUUCAAUAAUAUCCCCGUUAAUGAAUGCAACAUCUCUAACGUCCGUUCCUUCAUAUCUUGCGUACCUCAACAACCUCACCUUUUCCCCUCAUCGAUCCUCUCUAAUAUCAUCUAUGGUCUUGCCGAAGGUUCUCCAUUCGCCAACGUCGAAGCUGUGAGUCGUGCUGCUGAAGAGGCGGGGAUUCAUGAUUUUAUCAUGAGCCUGCCGAAUGGCUAUUUGACGCUUAUUGGAGAGGGUGGAAUGGGAUUGAGUGGAGGGCAGGCGCAGAGAAUAGCUAUUGCGCGGGCAUUGGUGCGUCAUCCGAAAGUCUUGAUCCUCGAUGAAGCGACCUCAGCCUUAGAUGCGGUGAGCGCAGAAGCUGUGCGGGAUACAGUGAGGAGGAUUCUAGAGCGUGGUCGAAAAUCCGGAGGGGGCGGUAUGGCGGUUUUGAUCAUUAGCCAUGGUGUUGAGAUGAUGCGGAUUGCAAGCGAAGUGGUGGUUAUUGAGGAUGGGAAAGUCGUAGAGUGCGGUGGGUUCGAAGAGCUGAAAAGUAGGGGUGGGGCGUUCUCGAGGUUGAUUGGUACAAAGGUGAAGCCUGGUGAUGUGGAACAGAAGGAGCCUAUGACGCCUGUCAAAGGACUGGGGAGGAAUAGGGAGAGUUGGGCUUGGAUGCGGAAGAAUAAUGCGUAA